AGCCGAUUAGUUGCUGAAUGGAGUGAUUGCUUCGUUUUCUUAUCAGGGGUUCUGACUCAAAAGGCCAGAAGAAAUGGUUGAAGCCAAUUCUGCCGGUGGUGGGAACAUGACAACACUCGACGACUUGAUCGAGACUUUGGAUCGGCGAGAUCCGGCGCGUGGAAGUGUUCCGAAGGUUGAAACCUUCUUGUUCAAGGGAGAGCGGGUCUUAGAUUGGCUCGAGUUGGUCGAGCAGACGAUGGUUGGAGUAGCGGAUGCGGUGAAAUUCCAACGUAUCUUGGAGUACGUGUACCAUGGUCUGCACGAAGAAGUCAAGAAGGUUAUAAUGGCAUCAAAUGACGGUUGGUCCCGAUUUAAAGAUGGGAUGCAGAGGAAAUAUCGGUUGGGUGAUGGGCUGCUAACGGCGGCGGAUCUGGAAGCCGUUAACAGGAAUGACUACACCACCGUUGGGACGCUGACCGAGGACUUUAAGAAAAAGGUGAGAAAGGUCCCUAGAAUUCCGGAAGAGGAACAGUGUGCCAUCUUCGUCGGAUUGUUCAAAUCUAAAGAGGCCCAGGAGCUCACAAGCAAGGGAGGGGGAGGUGAGAAACUUACCUGGGCUACGAUUGACAAAGGAGUGCAGGAAGGUGACUUGGACGAGGUCCACCAGUUCCAAAUGCACGGAACGGGAUGCGGGGACUACGGGAGCCCCAGAUAUGAAGAAGGUUGUGUCGGAUGUUCUAUAAGAAUUGGGGAUUACUAAAGAUUAGAUAGAAGAGAGGAAGGUGGUGACCAUCGUCCAAGGUCGGGGGAAAGAGGGCGUAGGAGAGGAGGCUGGGCAAGAAGACUAUGGCGAGGAGGAAACGGGUUCCCAAGUCCUCACCAAGGCGCACCGCAAGCAGCGCAAUUGUAACGC
Chara braunii is the source of this 895-nucleotide messenger RNA. NCBI's taxonomy places the organism in Eukaryota, Viridiplantae, Streptophyta, Charophyceae, Charales, Characeae. The record is from the annotation of a GenBank genome assembly.